UGUGGAUUUUAGAUACUCGAGGUUUUGCACGAUAGGCUUUGACGAGGAUUUAUUUUAUUUUUUUCCCUCAUCAAAUGGGAGCCUUUUUGAGGAUUUUCUUUGAAAUCCACCAAGAGUGCCAAACUUUUUUGUCGUUGAUUUGGAUUUCCAUUCCGCCAAACGACCUCAUAUCUCAAGUUCAGAUCUUUACGUGUUGCACCAACCUGUGAUCUUCGUCCAUCCGUAUAUAUGGUUCAAUCAAAAAGAUUCACCCGUCUCAAGGGCUCGGAUGGCGAGACAAGCCCUAAUCUCUACGUGGCGAAUUGUGGGCCGGCCGUGGGACUGUCCUUCGAAACUAUUGCUUCACUCUUCGGCAGGUUUGGGGAGGUGAGGGGCGUCUCCGCCGCUGAUGAGAGCGGGGCCCGCGUCAUCGUAUCUUACUUUGAACCCGCCUCUGCUCAAUCGGCCUUAAAAGCAUUGCAUGGCCAUCCUUGCCCUGAUCUUGGGGGUCGUCUUCUCCACAUUCGUUACUCCGUCCUUGAGCAGCAUCCUCAACCUUCCAAGGUUCCAACAGACGAUUCCAUCUCAGUAUCUUCGGUUGCAUCAGAAUUGGGGAUUCCUGGCAUUCACUUGGUGCAUGAUUUCAUCACUGCUGAUGAAGAGCAAGCGCUCCUUGCAGCAGUCGAUGAGAGGCCUUGGAAACGUCUUGCAAAACGAAGGGUUCAACACUAUGGUUACGAGUUUUUAUAUGAAACAAGGAAUGUAGAUGCAAAACAGUUCUUGGGUGAACUUCCAUUGUUUGUUUCUCCCAUACUCGAAAAGAUCUCUUUGUUUUCCAACCCUGAAAGUGUUGAAAGCAAUAUCGUGGAUCAACUAACGGUUAAUGAAUACCCUUUUGGGGUGGGUUUAUCCCCACAUAUAGAUACUCAUUCAGCGUUUGAGGGAUCAAUUUUCAGCCUUUCUUUAGCUGGUCCCUGCAUUAUGGAGUUACGGAAGUACCCUCAAGGCACCUGGCUUCCUUUACCUUCCACAAGUAUUGAUGUGAAAGGAGAAACUUCUGAAUGCUCAAAUUUUAUUAGGAGAGCUAUUUUCCUUCCUCCUCGGUCAAUGCUUUCGUUGUCUGGGGAGGCAAGGUAUGCUUGGCAUCACUAUAUUCCACAUCAUAAGAUUGAUAUAGUGGGGGGACGUACAAUCAAGAGAAAUUCAAGGAGGGUUUCCUUCACAUUGCGUAAGGUCAGAAAUGGACCUUGCUACUGUGAAUUUCCCCAGUAUUGUGAUUCCCGAAAGGUGUAGAAUUUGCUACAGAAAGGAUUUUGUCAGAACCCACCAAAAUGCCAGUGCAGUACUCAUUCAAUUAUUGUUCUUUCUGUUCAUAGUUGAAAGUACGGUUAAGGCAGACUGUGUAGCUGGUGUUGCAUGAUUCAGACCCAUAACAAAUGAUUUUGCAGCUAACUGGGAUAACGACCAGGUCAGACUAUUUAUAGAGAUGGGUUAUAGUGGUAUUGAUACUGAAGAAAGAAAAGGAAAGAAAUUCGAGAGGGGAUUAGGAAAAAAUAAGGAAACUAGUUCUCACACUGCUCAGAUUGUUGUAGGAUGAGGAAGGUGAGGAAUGACUCUACAGUGCUCUCGUUGUUGGCAGACUAGAGAUUUUUUUGCAGGCCCCAAACAAUCAGAGGUUCUUUAGGUUACUCCCGUUGGACCAAGGUAGUUAUCCAGCUGACUCAACAGUACUUUUGUAGUUCAGCUGGAUUUGGAUGUAAAGAUUAAUCACAUUGAUCCAGAUUUUCUUCUUCUUCUUCUUCUUCUUCUUCUUCUCUCUCUCUCUCUCUCCCUCUCUCUCCAGCCUUUUUUUAAGUACAUGCUGGCUUUCUUUGGCACAUUCAUUUUCUUUUCUUUUCCUCUUCUUCUUCUUUUUUGAGAAUUGACCAUUUUAUAGAUACGAUGUAAUAGAGGAGAAUUCUCCAUUUUA
Molecule: messenger RNA, 1948 nt
Organism: Magnolia sinica
Lineage: Eukaryota; Viridiplantae; Streptophyta; Magnoliopsida; Magnoliales; Magnoliaceae
Product: alkylated DNA repair protein ALKBH8 homolog
Exons: 7
Coding region: 229-1272 (347 amino acids)
Biological process (GO): oxidative demethylation
Molecular function (GO): RNA binding; demethylase activity; oxidoreductase activity
Source: RefSeq, a predicted model, not a curated record